Molecule: messenger RNA, 1256 nt
Organism: Gossypium raimondii (Peruvian cotton)
Lineage: Eukaryota; Viridiplantae; Streptophyta; Magnoliopsida; Malvales; Malvaceae
Product: probable 2-oxoglutarate-dependent dioxygenase AOP1
Exons: 3
Coding region: 62-1036 (324 amino acids)
Molecular function (GO): dioxygenase activity
Source: RefSeq, a predicted model, not a curated record
AGCUCAUUUAGUCUAAGAAAACAUUUCCUUAGAGCAUAGAUAAAAAAAAAAAAUUAAGAACAUGGGUGUCAAUGCUAAAAUUGAGGUCCCAGUCAUUGAGUUCUGUUCAUCGGAUUUAGAGCGAGGAACUGAUGGGUGGCGCCAUUUGUGCAAGAGGGUUCGAGAGGCUUGUGAAACUUAUGGUUGUUUUGAGGUGGUGUACCAAAGGGUAUCAAAAAAAGUCCGAGAGGAGAUGUUCGGGUUGGUGAAAGAAUUGGUCCAGGUCCCAUUGGAGAGGAAACAAAAGAACGCUAGUCCCUUGCCUUACCAUGGCUGGGUUGGACCAUGCAGUCAAGUUUCUUUGUUGUAUGAAGGCUUUGGACUUGGAGAUGCCUCUAAUUAUGACUCUGUUAAAAGAUUUGCUCAACUUAUGUGGCCUGAUGGUCACCCACGCUUUUGUGACACUGUACACACAUUGGCGACACAAAUGGAAGAGUUGAACAAGUUAAUUUGGUUAAUGAUAUUUGAAAGUUACGGAUUAGGAGAGAAACUUGAGUCACUAAUGAUAAACUAUAAAACAUUGGUGCGGAUGAUGAAAUACAUGGCACCUCCACCAGGGGAGUAUGAGAGUGGACUCUUUGCUCAUACGGAAAAGCCAGUUAGCACAGUCAUUUGUGAGGAUCAGGUUUCAGGGCUAGAAAUUGAGGUCAAGGACGGCCAAUGGAUCAAGUUAUCUAAUUUAUCUCCUUCUUCUUUUGUCUUCGUGGUUGGAGAUCCUCUCAAGGCAUGGAGUAAUGGGAGAUUGAAAGCGGUGAAUCAUAGAGUGAUGAUGAGCGGAGAUAAAGAUCGAUAUUCAAUAGCCGCCUUCGCCAUUCCAGGUGAGGGUACCAUAAUUAAGGCACCCAAAGAGCUUAUAGAUGAGCAACAUCCUCAGCUUUACAAGGACUUUAAUUUCAUGGACUUCUUUCGUUUUGCCUUUUCCGACCGCGCAAAGAACAUCGAAUCCGGCCAACAACUCCACGCCUUUGCUUCUCUCUCACCACCAAUUUCCGAUUAAAAACAUGCCCGCUUUGACAAGUUAAAGCCCGGUUUUCGCUCAAAAUUGAAGUUACAUAUAAUAAAUUGAGUCCUUUACCAUAUUACUAUAAUCAUGAUUUUCGUUCUUGUACUGUAUUACUAUGUUAUAAUUUGCAAUAAUCGCGCAAUUGUAUCGUGUUAAAUCUAUCAUGUAUUGUUGUUUAAAAAUUAUAAUAAUGCGCGUCGAUAUCUUGACCUCG